AUGAGGGACCUCACCAAUGCAGUGACAUGCUUGAUAGUGAUCGUUAUUGAUGGACAAACUGAGACGCACAGACAAACUCAACAUUCAACAACCUUCGAACUAUUUGGUAGACAGCACCCUCUGGUGUUUGAUGGCAAGUGUAGCGAAGCAGAUGCUGACAACUGGAUCGAGUGCCUAGAGAAUAUCUUCCGCAUAGUCUUGUGUCCGAAACAAGAGAAGAUUGAAUUUGUUGCUUACAACUUAAUUGACAUGGCAAAUGGGUGUUGGAUGUCUACUCAUGGGCUUAUUCUGCAAGAGUUAAGCGAGUUGUCUAAGCACCAUGUCUGCACGGCGUGCUUUGAGAAGAGAGUGGUCUUUAGACCAUCAGGUGAGACAGAGUUCUGCUUUUGUGCAGUGGGUAAGUGCCCUAAGCCCAAGACGGUUUCCACAUUAAAGGUCACUGAGAUGCUAAAGAAGGGUUGCAUGGGAUUCUUUGCUAAUUUGGUUAUGUCUCAAUUAAAUGAGCCUCAGCUUCUGGAUAUCGAGGUAGUGAGAGAGUUCCCCAAUGUCUUUUUGGAUGAGCUACUUGGUUUACCUUCGGAUAGAGAGAUUGAGUUCUCAACAGAUCUUAAACUGGGAACAACGCAGAUCUCCAGAACACCCUACCAGAUGGCACCUGUAGAGCUCAAAGAGCUUAAGGAUCAGCUAUGGGAGUUAUUGGAGAAGGUCUUUAUUCACCUUAGCGUGUCACCAUGGGGAGCACCAGUCUUCUUUGCUAAGAAGAAAGACAGAUCGUUGUGCCUUUACACAAAUUAUAGAGAACUGAACGAGGUGACCGUUAAGAAUCGGUAUAUGUUACCUCGGAUUGAUGAUCUGUUUGAUCAACUUCAAGGAGCAUAG
Molecule: messenger RNA, 879 nt
Organism: Juglans regia (Persian walnut)
Lineage: Eukaryota; Viridiplantae; Streptophyta; Magnoliopsida; Fagales; Juglandaceae
Exons: 2
Coding region: 1-879 (292 amino acids)
Source: RefSeq, a predicted model, not a curated record